Messenger RNA from Acanthosepion pharaonis, 1005 nucleotides. The record is from the annotation of a GenBank genome assembly. NCBI's taxonomy places the organism in Eukaryota, Metazoa, Mollusca, Cephalopoda, Sepiida, Sepiidae.
AUGGCCGGAAGUUUGAGAAAUAACACAUGCGCAAGAGAACUGAUAAAGUAUGUAGGAUGCGUUGCAGGUAGACGAUUUCUUAAAAAAGAAACUGGUUUUCAUUCAAUACCAACUGGAGAAUGGGGCAUCAGGGAUGUUUGGCAGAGCAAUUUAGAAGAUGAAUUCAGGCAUAUCCGUCAAGUUGUACAACAUUAUCGAUAUGUCGCGAUGGACACUGAAUUUCCAGGGGUGGUUGCUCGGCCUAUAGGAGAUUUUCGAAGUUCAGCUGAUUACCAAUAUCAGCUCCUGCGCUGCAAUGUUGACUUGCUUAAAAUCAUCCAAGUUGGAAUUACGUUUUUAGAUGAUUUUGGACAAACGGCCAGUCCUAUUUCAACCUGGCAGUUCAACUUUAAGUUUAAUCUUACUGAGGAUAUGUAUGCACAGGAAUCUAUAGAUCUGCUAACAAAUUCAGGUAUUCAUUUUAAAAAGCAUGAAGAUGAAGGAAUUCUUGUGGAUGACUUCGCUGAAUUACUCAUGACAUCUGGAGUCGUCCUUACAGAUCAAGUGAAGUGGCUGUCAUUUCAUAGUGGCUUUGAUUUUGGUUACAUGUUAAAAAUACUGACUAAUAGUAACCUACCAGCUGAGGAAGUGGACUUUUUCGAGCUGCUGUCUAUUUACUUUCCAAACAUUUAUGAUGUCAAAUAUUUGAUGAAAAGCUGUAAAAAUCUGAAAGGAGGCUUACAAGAAGUUGCUGAACAGCUGGAAAUCUGUAGAAUUGGACCACAACACCAAGCUGGUAGUGACAGCUUAUUGACCGGAGCAGCAUUUUUCAAGAUGCGAGAGAUGUUCUUUGAGGAUAAUAUUGAUGAUGCUAAAUAUUUAGGCCACUUGUUUGGUUUGGGACCCCCCUACAUCCAGAAUGGCUCAAGUUAUGAAAAUAGCCAUGCUUAUGUGGCCCAGAAUUCAACUGUGCACAAUUCCAAUAAUGGUGAAGAACCAGGUUCAAACCAAACCAAUUCCUCAUAA